CCUAAAAAUCGUCGAAUUACCCAUCACUGGAUCUGAUCUUCAAGUGUCACGACGUGAAACAAAAAUUAUUGUUCUAUCAAAAUAUCCGUUAUAAUUCGAUAUAAAACAAUAUACUAAUCAUGGCAGGUUCGGCAUUGAGGCGUCUUAUGGCUGAAUAUAAACAAUUAACCCUUAACCCGCCCGAAGGUAUUGUUGCUGGACCAGUCAAUGAAGAGAAUUUUUUCGAAUGGGAGGCACUAAUUACCGGUCCAGAAGGUACGUGCUUCGAAGGUGGAGUUUUUCCAGCGAAACUUGUUUUUCCACCUGACUAUCCAUUGAGUCCACCAAAGAUGCAGUUCACAUGCGAAAUGUUUCACCCAAACAUUUAUGCUGAUGGAAGAGUAUGCAUUAGUAUACUUCAUGCACCGGGGGAUGAUCCAAUGGGAUAUGAAAGUAGUUCAGAAAGAUGGAGUCCAGUACAAAGUGUCGAGAAAAUAUUAUUAAGUGUUGUCAGUAUGCUUGCUGAGCCAAAUGACGAAAGUGGGGCUAAUGUUGAUGCUGCUAAAAUGUGGCGUGAAGACCGAACUGAAUUUGAAAGAAUCGCUCAAAAAUUGGUACGGAAAACGCUAGGUAUUUCAUCAUAAUUUUUUUUUUCUCUCCCUUUGUAUACAUAUAUUUAUGAUAGAUAUGCAUAUUUCUGCUACAAUUUUUUCAUUGAUCGAUAACUGGGAAAUAAAAAUAUAGAUAAAGAUUUACUUAUUUUUUUAUUUCCUUUUGCUUUAUUCUCUAUGGUUUUUUAUAGUUAAAAAUAGGGUUACCAUAUCUCCAGGAAACCAAAUCAGAACAUUUUCCUCCCACUCCAAAAUUUCACCCUCUCCACCCAUAAAUUUAUGUUUCAAGUUGAUAAUCAUAACAAUUCAUUUAUUUUAAUUAUAUGUUAUUUAUUUAUUCGUUUUUUUUUAAUUAUUCAGUAACUAUUCAUCACAAUUACACGAACGAUAAAAAAAUUUUUUACAGUAGUCAAUUUCUUUGUCUAAAUUAAUUCAUUAAAAAUUAAUUCGUUAGCAAAAUUCUUUCUUUAGGCAUUUUUCUUAUAGCUUUCAAGUUGUUAAAUUAAUAAUAUUUUAAACAAAUUAAAAGCUAUAGAAAAAAUGGCUAAGGAAAGGAUGUUGCUCACUAAGCAAUUUUUGAAGAAUUAAUUUAGCUAAAGAAAUUAAUUGGUGAGCCACAUUCUUUCCUUAGCCAUUCGUCGAUAGCUUUUCAUUUAUUUAAACAAAUUAAAAGCCAUAGGAAAAAUGGCUAGGGAAAGGAUGUGGCUUACCUAUUAAUUUUCAAAGAAUUAAUUUCGCUAAAGAAAUUAAUUGGCAAGCUACAAAAUUUACAAAAAAAUAAUUUUACGAAAAUAAAAGAAGGGUUGCCUAGGCUAUAGAAAUUUUUCAUCGGGCCCCCUAUACUCUAUAUGACGAAGUACAUAUACUGCACGCUAUCUAAAUUUUAAUAAUUAGAAGUAUUCAAGAGUCCAUCAUAGAUAGCGUAAAUUCUAUAUUAUAUUUAUUAAAAAAACUUUAUAAUAAAAAAAAAUUUCAAAAAUUGUAAACGAGUCUCAAAAAUCAGGACAUUUAACAAAUCAGGACCGUAUCAGGACAAGCCGUUCAAAAUCAGGACAUGUCCUGCUAAAUCAGGACGCAUGGUAACCCUAGUUAAAAAUCUUAGGUACUGAAUAAAUCGAUAGUUUUGAAAUUAAAAAUCUAGGAGUUGUUUUUUGUAAUGGUUUUUAUGAUCGUCAAAACUUGAAAGCAUCCGAAUUCAGUGCAGUAGCUCUCAGUGAUGACUUGCCAGAAUUCCAGCCUCUCGUGUAAUUCCAUUCCACUUACACUGAGAGAAAAAUAUAUUAUAUUUUAAUAAAAAAUAAGUUAAAUUUUACAAUGUUCUAUAGUACUAGUGGAAGUUUUGGAAACAACAGUAUAAUUUAUAAUGUAGUCGUUUUGGCCAAUAAAUUCCACUUAUUAUAAUAA
Molecule: messenger RNA, 1994 nt
Organism: Aphidius gifuensis
Lineage: Eukaryota; Metazoa; Arthropoda; Insecta; Hymenoptera; Braconidae
Gene: Ubc7
Product: ubiquitin-conjugating enzyme E2 G2
Exons: 4
Coding region: 120-623 (167 amino acids)
Cellular component (GO): endoplasmic reticulum; cytosol
Source: RefSeq, a predicted model, not a curated record